Molecule: messenger RNA, 1590 nt
Organism: Stegastes partitus (bicolor damselfish)
Lineage: Eukaryota; Metazoa; Chordata; Actinopteri; Pomacentridae
Gene: jdp2b
Product: Jun dimerization protein 2b
Exons: 5
Coding region: 195-686 (163 amino acids)
Biological process (GO): regulation of transcription by RNA polymerase II
Cellular component (GO): nucleus
Molecular function (GO): RNA polymerase II cis-regulatory region sequence-specific DNA binding; DNA-binding transcription factor activity, RNA polymerase II-specific
Source: RefSeq, a predicted model, not a curated record
ACAGCCCAGCUCGCUACUUAAACGGGCUGAUGCAACGACCUCACUUAGUCCCAAAACCUACAUCCGAGUCCCGCGAUUGUCCCAUUAUUACUGCGGAUUUGUUUUGGACGCACAACAGCGUCCAAACAAAGUUGCAUCAUUGACAGAAGACGACUGACAAGUUUCCUCUGACGGCGGUGGUGGCCGAGUCGGACAUGAUGCCGGGACAGAUACCUGACCCUUCGCUGGCGGCGGGCUCCCUGCCCAGCCUCGGCCCGCUGGCGGGCAUCUCGGCCACCACACUUACUGAUCAACUCAAGCUGGCCGACUUCCGCCAGCUGGGCACCAUGCUGUCCCCGCUGCAUUUCCUGGGGAGGCUGGGGAAGAGGCCGCUGGCCAUCAAGACCGAGAUGGAUGAAGAUGAAGAAAGGAGGAAACGGAGACGAGAGAAAAACAAGGUAGCAGCAGCGCGAUGCCGAAACAAAAAGAAGGAACGGACCGACUUCCUUCAAAGGGAAUCUGAGCGUCUGGAAAUGGUGAACUCAGAGCUGAAGGCCCAGAUCGAGGAGCUCCGUAUGGAGAGGCAGCAGCUGAUGGUGAUGCUCAACCUCCACCGGCCCACCUGCAUCGUGAGGACCGACAGCGUCAAAACACCGGAGAGCGAGGCCAACCCCCUGCUGGAGCAGCUGUCCGCCGAAACCAAGUGAAACCGGGACACCAGGGACGCAGAGUCCCUGAAGUCCGAACUAGCACCACCGUGGCUGCCAUUUAAAUGCAAGCAUAACUGGCAAUAGAUUUCUAAACAAGCACUUGAGCUCCAAGCUGGAGACUUUUGGAGACUCUGCCCAAAGAUCUGAGGUCAUGGGGCUUCCUCAGUACUGCUACAUGAGCUGGCUCUGUCCAUUGGAAGACUGGAAAUCCCCAGUUUCAUCUCCACAUUAAGUGUUGUCGUUGACACCCGCUGUGCCUAGUUGUGACUUCAACCAUCUCUACGUAAAGGGACCAAUGGAAACAGUAGAGUGCGACAGGAAACAGCGCUGAGGACUCACACUAAUAUCAAUAUGGUGCUCUGUUACAAAAGCCCUGAGUAGAUUGUGUGGCAUUGUUUCAAUGCAGAGACCCACAAAGGCUUAGUGUUCUGCAGUUUUCCUAUGUAUGCUAGUUGAAAUAUACAGGUGUAGAGUUUUUUGGAUACAAUACUCAAUACGAAUACACCAGAUGGAGGAGUGUUUUUUUUUUUAAUGUUGAUUUCUAUACCCUGCCUCGACGAUGGCAGUUACCGGUUGAUCCGAUUUGUGGUGACGCUGGCGUCAUGAAAAGCACAUAUACACAAAAUGUUUACACCCUUAUUUUUUUGGACUUGUUGUCUGUCCAUUAUUGUACUUGUUUUAUACUGCUUUGUAUACAUAAACAUAUAUGAAAUGCUUGUUAAUCACUUGAUGUGAUUUGUCUUUUUCAGUCUUUCCAGUCUGUCAUGUUGCGCUGUCAAACAGCUGUGAAAACAAGCAGAAAUCUCUUCAGCUGAGCAGUAUUUCAGUGUCUGUUCUGCACCUGUAUCUAUGUAUGAACUCUGAUACCCUGAAUAGAUUAAAUUUUAUUUUCUAACUACAA